UAUAAGUACCCAACUUCGAAUCACUUCAAAACCAUCACUUCUUUACCUACAAAUCAUUAAUUCUUGUCUCAAUUUCUUAGAGAAAAAAUGCAGAGCCCAGUAAGAUUUUCAAGCUGCCGUGGUGUAGCAUUUGAAAUCAAACCUCAUGCUGAUCCAUUUGCUUUGUCAACACCAAACAAUAAUCAAGAUGAUCCUAAAGGAAGCGGUUGGCUUUCUUGGUUUCAAACUGUCGGAAAUACCUCGAAAAUUUUCCCUUCUUCUGUUCAAAGAUCGACGAGUCGAGUCAGUAGUCAUUUUUGUGACCUUAACCAUGAAGAUGACGACUCUCCUGAAGAAGAGGAAGAAGAAGCUGAUGGUAUCAUCAGUUUGAAAAUGCUGGAAGAAGGAAAAAUGGAGGAAAAUCCACUAAAAUUGGCUAGUAAACGUGAGCAACCGCAGAAAAUGGUGGCUCGAAAGCAAGAAGCGAGCAGAUUGUCGGUAAUUCUGCUCGAUCAAGGCUUGUUCACUGUCUACAAGCGGCUUUUCGCUGUUUCUUUGACGUUGAACAUUGUCGGUUUAGUUCUUGCAGCUACCGGGAACUUUGCAUACGCAAAGAACCGAGCUUCACUCUUCGCUAUCGCAAACAUUCUUGUGCUGACAGUAUGCAGAAGCGAAGCGUUUCUACGAGUCGUUUUCUGGCUCGCUGUUAAAGUACUCGGGAGGUCGUGGGUUCCUCUACCGAUAAAGACUGGGACCACAGCUCUUCUUCAAAGUCUCGGUGGAAUACACAGCGGAUGCGGAGUUUCAUCUAUAAUUUGGCUCGUAUAUUCUAUAAUUCUCACUCUUAGCGACAGAGAAAACACUUCCUCAGCUAUCAUAGCUGUAGCCUCCGCGAUUCUUUCGCUUCUCUUCCUUUCCGCUUUAGCCGCAUUCCCUCUCGUCCGCCAUCUCCAUCAUAACAUAUUCGAAAGAACUCAUCGGUUCGCUGGAUGGACCGCUCUAGCCUUACUAUGGGCAUUCGUGUUCCUCACGAUCUCUUACGAUCCAAAAACCAAAUCCUACAGCAGCGAACUAGGCUCGAGGCUAAUCAGGCAGCAGGAAUUCUGGUUCACAAUAGCUAUUACAAUUUUUAUCAUAAUCCCGUGGAUAACAGUCAGAAGAGUACCUGUCAAAAUAUCGUCCCCGUCAGGCCACGCCUCGAUUAUUAAAUUCGAAGGAGGCGUAAAACCUGGAAUUCUCGGAAGAAUCAGCCCGUCGCCUUUAUCAGAAUGGCAUGCUUUCGGAAUUAUAUCAGAUGGGAAAGACGAACACAUGAUGUUAGCCGGUGCAGUGGGCGACUUCACCAAAUCUUUAGUCGCGAACAAACCGAGCCACUUAUGGGUUCGACAAGUGCACUUCGCAGGCUUGCCAUAUCUAGUAAACAUGUACGACAGAGUUCUUUUAGUGGCUACUGGUUCCGGUAUUUGCGUGUUUCUGUCGUUUCUAUUACAGCCAUGUCGAGCCAGUGUUUGCGUUCUCUGGGUGGCGAAAGGGAUCGAACAAAAUUUCGGAAACGAGAUAAAAGAAAUGAUGAGUGGACAUCCGAAAGACAAGGUGAUCGUGCACGAUACGGCUGUCUUAGGUAGGCCAAAUGUGUCGCAAAUGAGUAUUGAUACUGCUAAAAAUUGGGGAGCUGAAGUUGUGAUCGUAACGAGCAAUCCUGAAGGAAGUAGGGACGUUGUUAAUGCUUGUAAAGGUGCAGGAAUUUCAGCAUUUGGUCCUAUCUGGGAUUCUUAAGCUUAAUUAUUAUUUUUUGUAAUAUUUUCAUGUUUCAUUAUUUUUUUUGUGUUAUUCUUUUCAAUUGAUUUUUUUUUCUUUGAACCAUUCUGUCCAAAAGAGAGGAGAAAUUUAGCUUUUAUUAUGUUGCUGCUGACAAAAAAGCAAAUUGUAUUGUUCACUUAAUAACUUUGCAAGUAAUUUUGCUA
Molecule: messenger RNA, 1943 nt
Organism: Mercurialis annua (annual mercury)
Lineage: Eukaryota; Viridiplantae; Streptophyta; Magnoliopsida; Malpighiales; Euphorbiaceae
Product: adenylate-forming reductase 03009
Exons: 1
Coding region: 88-1755 (555 amino acids)
Source: RefSeq, a predicted model, not a curated record